Messenger RNA from Acanthoscelides obtectus, 617 nucleotides. The record is from the annotation of a GenBank genome assembly. Lineage: Eukaryota; Metazoa; Arthropoda; Insecta; Coleoptera; Chrysomelidae.
GUACCACAGAACUAUCAAGAAUGGCAAAAGAUAGAAGCAGGCUUCAGAACUUGAUUCAAGCACCUCCGAACUGUGGAAGUGAAUUUUUCAAUUAUAAGGGCACGAACAGUGUUGUGCUUAUGGCUGUUGUUGACCAUGACUACUGUUUCCGUUAUGUUAAUAUCGGAGCAAAUGGAAGAAACUCGGACAGUGGAAUUUUCAGAAAUAGCGCAUUAUACAGCGACCUUGAAAACAAUAUGCUACCAACAGAUCACGUUAGAAUAGUCGAAAAUGCAUUUGGCAUCCUAACAAGCAGAUUUAGAAUAUUUCAAAAACCUAUACCAACUGACGUCAACACAACCAAUAACAUUAUUCGAGCCUCAUGUGCUCUGCAUAAUUGGUUGCGCCUAACAAGUCCCAGUUGUUACUUUCCAAAGGAUUGCGUGGACGUAGAAGAUAUUGACUCUGGAACAAUUGUUGAAGGGACUUGGGGACGAGAACUCAUAGCCACCUUGCCAUCUAUCACCGAUCACACUACCAAUAAUUCACCACGAAUAGCAAGAAAUCUCAGAGACAAGUAUGCCGAAUACUUUAGUGGAGCAGGUGCUGUUGUAUGGCAAGAUAGAAUGAUUUCAUAG